AGCAGCAAGCCAGACAGAAGACAGGAGCAGCAAGAAACCGGUGGAGUGAGAGACAGCAGCGGGUCAACCCGUAACACGCUGACAAAAACCCGAACAAAUAAACCAGACUACAAGACCAAGCCCCUGUAAAGAUGUCUGCACCCAAGGGAGUGUCUAUUGGCAUUGAUCUUGGCACCACCUACUCCUGCGUGGGGGUGUUCCAGCAUGGCAAAGUGGAGAUCAUCGCCAAUGACCAGGGCAACAGGACCACCCCCAGCUACGUGGCCUUCACGGACACAGAGAGGCUCAUUGGAGAUGCUGCCAAGAACCAGGUGGCCAUGAACCCCAGCAACACUGUUUUCGACGCCAAGCGACUGAUCGGAAGGAAAUACGAAGACUCUGUUGUACAGGCUGAUAUGAAGCACUGGCCGUUCAUGGUGGUGAGUGAAGGAGGGAAACCCAAGGUAAAAGUGGAAUACAAAGGAGAGAACAAGACCUUCAAUCCAGAGGAGAUCUCCUCCAUGGUGCUGAUCAAGAUGAAAGAGAUUGCCGAGGCCUACCUGGGCCAGAAAGUAUCCAACGCCGUCAUCACUGUUCCCGCUUACUUCAACGACUCCCAGCGCCAGGCUACCAAGGAUGCUGGCGUGAUCGCAGGACUGAACGUGCUGAGAAUUAUCAAUGAGCCCACAGCAGCUGCCAUCGCUUACGGGCUGGACAAGGGUAGCAGAGGAGAGCGCAACGUCCUGAUCUUUGACCUGGGCGGCGGCACCUUUGACGUGUCCAUCCUGACCAUCGAGGACGGGAUCUUUGAGGUGAAGGCCACAGCAGGGGACACCCACCUGGGCGGGGAGGACUUUGACAACCGCAUGGUCAACCACUUCAUUGAGGAGUUCAAGAGGAAAUACAAGAAGGACCUCAGCCAGAACAAGAGGGCGGUCAGGAGGCUGAGGACAGCGUGUGAGAGAGCCAAGAGAACCCUGUCCUCCAGCACUCAGGCCAGCAUUGAGAUUGACUCUCUAUAUGAAGGCAUUGACUUCUACAGCUCCAUCACGAGGGCUCGCUUUGAGGAGAUGAACUCUGACCUUUUCAGAGGGACGCUGGAGCCCGUGGAGAAGGCACUAAGGGAUGCCAAGAUGGACAAGUCUAAGAUCCAAGACAUAGUUCUGGUGGGAGGCUCCACUCGCAUCCCCAAGAUCCAGAAACUCCUCCAGGACUUCUUCAACGGCAGGGAGCUGAACAAGAGCAUCAACCCUGAUGAAGCGGUGGCCUACGGUGCCGCUGUGCAGGCAGCCAUCUUGAUGGGCGACACUUCUGAAAACGUGCAGGACUUGUUGCUGCUAGACGUGGCCCCGCUGUCUUUGGGAAUCGAGACUGCAGGAGGAGUUAUGACCGCCUUGAUCAAGCGCAACACCACCAUCCCCACCAAGCAAACCCAGACCUUCACCACCUACUCGGACAACCAGCCAGGCGUUCUCAUCCAGGUGUAUGAGGGAGAGAGGGCCAUGACGAAGGACAACAACCUUUUGGGCAAGUUUGAGCUGUCGGGCAUCCCCCCUGCCCCGCGAGGUGUGCCACAGAUUGAGGUGACCUUUGACAUCGACGCCAACGGCAUCCUGAACGUGUCUGCAGUGGACAAGAGCACCGGCAAAGAGAACAAGAUCACCAUCACCAACGACAAGGGCCGGCUGAGCAAAGAGGAGAUCGAGAGGAUGGUGCAAGACGCAGACAAGUACAGAGCCCAGGACGAGGCCCAGAGGGAGAAGAUAGCGGCCAAGAAUUCCCUGGAGUCCUAUGCCUUCAACAUGAAGAGCAGCGUGGAGGAGGAGAACAUGAAAGCCAAGAUCAGCGAGGAUGACAAGAAGCAGAUCAUUGACAAGUGCAACCAGGCCAUCUCCUGGCUGGACAAAAAUCAGAUGGCAGACAAGGAGGAGUAUGAGCACCAGCUGAAAGAGCUAGAGAAAGUGUGUAACCCCAUCAUCAGCAAGCUGUACCAGGGAGGGAUGCCAGGAGGGAUGCCAGGAGGAAGCUGUGGGUCCCAGGCACAGUCAGGAUCUGCCUCCCAGGGGCCCACCAUUGAAGAGGUGGAUUAAGAGGACAGAAUCUGGCCAUAAAAGACCUUGAACUGAAUGCAAAUAAAAUGGCAAACAUUAAGCACUAUUGAAUAUAAAUACUGUUUCCUAAAGAUAUAUUGUGUCAUGCUAUAGGUUUAGACUUGUAAUGAAUGUAAAAGAAAUAAAAUUCUGUGAUACUGCCAA
Polyodon spathula (Mississippi paddlefish) is the source of this 2234-nucleotide messenger RNA. Its product is annotated as heat shock 70 kDa protein-like. The coding region runs from base 132 to 2069 and encodes 645 amino acids. Gene Ontology annotation, cellular component: blood microparticle; vesicle; cytoplasm. Gene Ontology annotation, molecular function: misfolded protein binding; heat shock protein binding; ubiquitin protein ligase binding. Lineage: Eukaryota; Metazoa; Chordata; Actinopteri; Acipenseriformes; Polyodontidae. The transcript has 2 exons. Gene Ontology annotation, biological process: cellular response to unfolded protein; protein refolding. The record is from RefSeq and is a predicted model, not a curated record.